GGAAACAUACAAACACUACCAAUCUCCAGAAGGGCAUUUCGUAGUUAAUUGUCCCCAUUUUAUAGCCAAAGUCAUCUUUGAAAUCACGACACUGCUGCUCAGUCGGUACGAACGAAAUAGCACGAUUAAGACUUUCGUCCAAUUCAUCCCGUUAUUUCAGGUUUAUUUAAUUGAAAUACGUUCCAUUUGCUUUAGAAUAGUGUCUGAGACAAUAUUUUUUCCUUCCUGAACAUUUUGUAGGAGUGAGUAUCAGUCAGGAGCUGCAAGAAAAUCCGAGAGGCCUCAAUUUACGGUCCUACCUUGUGUUCAUUUAGUUGAGUCGAAAAAUUUGUCACUAUGGCUGUCCUUGGUAACGACAAAAGAUGGCUGGUGGUUCUUGCUGCCUCGAACAAGGUCCUGGCCCUCGUUUUACGGGAUAUCGUAAAACAAGGAAUGGACAACCUAUACAAAUUCUUAGAUAACCACUUUAAUGGCCUACCGACACCAUGUAGUCUAAAAACACUGACCAACGCCGAUUUAUGCCAUUUGCCAGCCACUCCAAGUGCAGCUUCUGCGUCUAAAGACUUAAAUUUUGGUAACAUAAACAACAAUUCUGAUCUCCAUGGAAAAAACAAAGCGGCCUACUACUACACCGUCAACAGCUCAGUUGAUCUUGCCAAGCUUUACCUUCCAAACUAUCUUGCAAAGUUCUCGGCAUUUGACAAAUCCAUGGAUUUGUCUGCCGCCCUUAGACUUUUGGAAUAUAGAAACUACCCCACCCAAAUAUUUGUUUCUUCCGAUUAUUUGUAUAAUAUCCAGUCAUUGGCGGAUGAUGUCAGAGAGAAUGUUAGGAAUCCGGCGAGCCAUUUUGAUGAGAGCCACUGGACUCAAAUCGUGUUUGAUCAAUGUUUUGACAAGAUUGAGAUCCUACUCAAAUGUCUGCCUGUAAAUGCCGCCAGAAAGAAGGAGCUUUUGGAUCAAUUGUCUGAAUGGAAAACUAAAGGUUUCCAACUGAUUCUUGAUGAAGACGUGAAAGACCUGAUGGAACAGUUUCAAAAUGAUAAACCUACGAGAGACGAGAUAGAGAAAAUCAUGGAAAAGCACUCAUCCCUCUUGUCUGCAAAAGUCGAUGUUGCUCUAAGUGUGCUGCAUGAAAUCCGAGCUAAUCAAGAGAGUAGUGGGAGUGCCCACCCUUCGGAAUCAAGCGUUUCACCCACAAAGGCCACUUCAAAAUCCAAAGAUACCCACAACACAAAAAUAAAGGGAAGGAAUCCGGACUCAAACUGCGAGCUUAGAGCUCAAACUGCCAAGUUAUCAAGAAGGGAUCUACACGAAGCUGCAAUCAACGGUCGAUGUGACGUUAUCAAAGUACUUCUUGAAAGUGGUGAAGAUGUUGACCGAGUGGAUAAGUUUGGUUUAACGCCUCUUCACCUUGCGGCAUGGUAUGGACAGAGAGCUGUUGUAAAACUCUUGUUACAACACGGUGCAAAUGUCAAUGCCGUUGAUAGGUUUCAGAAAACAGCUCUACAAAAAGCUGACCGCAACAAUCACCGAACCAUAGUUCAGCUGCUCCUAAGGAAUAAAGCGAGUCCCAGUUACAACCAACCGCCUAGCCUCAGGUCUCUCUCAGAAAAAGCUUUUCUGCACGUAGAUGAACGAUCUGGCUUCAAUCGAUUGCACGCAGCUGUAUUUCAUGGCGACUUUGAUACCCUUGUCGAAACUCAUGUCCAUCUUCAUAACAACAUGAGUUUUGAAAAAACGGGAAACCAAGCAAAGGCUUUUCCUGGAAAAACUGCGUUAGAAAUUCUCUUGGCUCUGCUAGAAAAAGGAGAAGGAAAUGUUGAAAUAGAAAAACUUUACAAAGCUACCGUUGAGAAGAUCGAUACAUUAACUGAGCUGCACUUAUGCGAAUGCAACAAUGAUGCCGAGAAAGCUGUGGAGAUUGUUCUUAAUGAGGGUGUAGAUAUAAAUAUACCAGGAAAAAGCAACCGUACACCUUUGUUGUGGGCAAGUCUAUCAUCCUCUGGUGAGUUUAUCCAGACCCUUAUUGAUCUUGGAGCUAACGUUAAUGCUCAGAGGACAGACGACAAGGUUACACCUUUGAAAGUAGCCACUUUUUGCAACAACUACAUGGCCGCGGACAUCCUGUUGAGGCAUGGAGCUGAUGUGAAUAUUCAAGAUGUAAGCGGAAAAACCUCGCUUCACUGGGCCGUCAAACUUAAACAUGAGCACCUAGUCAAAUUUUUACUUGAAAGCAACGCUGAUGUGAAUAUGAAAUACAAGGAGAAUGCAGGGGAGAGAAUUUACCGUGUUCGUGGGAAGGACAGAGGAAAACCAGCCUGGCACUAUGUUCGUGUACAGAAAGCUCUUUUGCCCCUGUUCUUGAGGAAGACUCAAGGUGGAAGUCUCGACGUUGCAGACUUUGGAGAAGUCCUUAAAUCUGGAUGGGGAACGGACCCUCCUGAGAGCGUUAGAGAGGAAAUUACAGAGAAAGUAAACGCCUUCCAUGGCAUUGACAGCUUCACAGUACUUCAUUUUGCGAGUAAGAAAGGUAGUCCCGAGAUUAUAGAACUUCUGGUGAAGCACGAUGCUCAUGUAAAUGGAUGCGAUGGAGAUGGCUUCACACCUCUACAUUUAGCAGCGAUGCAUGGAAACGUUCAAGAAGUAAAAAAGUUGGUUGAACUCAACGCCGACGUCAACCUGAAAGUGGAUGGAAAGGAUGCAGCCGACUUGGCUCAGAUGAACGAAGAAACAGAAAUUGAGGAAUUUCUCAAACCUAACAAAAGCUCACCUAUAAAGGACUCAGACAUGUAAUCAGCGCAAAGUCAGUCGGAUUUAAAACGCGACAAAAGGGGCAGAACGUGGUUUAAAAUUCACUGAGGAAAAUUGAAGUUAAUAUAUCCCGAAUGAUAAAAACUUAGAUAUUUCAAUCCAUAUUUUUGUUUUCAAGUACAUACAGUCAGCGCACCUAAAAGUGUUUGUUAGACACAAUUUGGAAUAGCUACUGAAUUUGAACGCAUUUGACCAUCGAGAAAGUUUGCAUUCAGUCAGUCUGACGUUAUUACUUUCAGUAUUUACGGAUUUUUUUUUUUAAUUUUGACUGGUGAUUGUUAAACAGUAUUUCUUUUUGUUUUUGACAUUUUAGUAAAACUUGAUAAGGCCAGGCCUUAGCAAAUGAGCACUGAAUGUAAAAAAAAAGUGGCUUUACACUCAUCUUUUGUACGUAUGAUAUAUUUGUAUUACCCUAACUUUUCGAAGUGAAUUGACACAUCAAUCGAUUACGAUGUUUCUUACGUGUCCUUAAACGUAGCAAAUGGAAUUCUAAGAAAAUAAAUUUUGCUUUCUACACGACCGUUUUGAGUCAAUUUGAAUUGGCCUUUACAUAGGUUUGGACGCAAAAAAAAAAGAAAAACAAACAAACAAACAAAAUGAAAAAGAACAAAACAAAACGAAAAAUAAACUACAAUAUAUGUAUACAACACACCUGCACUUGUUAGUCGUCAUGGUGAAACGAAAAAGGCUGAAAUUUUGCCCUAGACACAGCGAAUAACUCUUGAGUACCACGGUUCCAUGUUGAAGUUUACACACUUAAUAUGGUUUCUAAUCACUAUGUCCUUUUGGAGCGUUUGGGCUGAGAAAAACUUAUCUGACACAGAACCAUAGUAUUCACAACGACCAAUCAAAAAACAGAAACGUUAAAGGAACCAAUCAGAAACCAAAGUUAAUGCAUGUCUAAGUCCUAAUGGGCGGGAAAACGCGGGUAGCCAGGUUUCGAUUUUUUCUUCUGAUUGGCCGAGAAGAUGGUAUAAGUUUGUUGACCAAUCACAGAAAGUGGUGUAAUUAAACCGACGUAAUCCCGCGUGACUUGCGACACACAAAUUUACACCAAAAUAGAGAUAAAGUAACAGUAACUGUUGUCUUAUGCUUCCUGUAAAAGAAGCGAAGUUCUAGCUCAGCAUCACUGAUGAAUCAUGUAGUUGACAACCUUCAUUUCUGCUGGGCAGCGAGCGUAGUGAUUGGAAAAGAAUAUAGGGGAUGCGAAUUCUCGAAUUCAUCCUCUGUUACCAUAAUGCAUUGCAGUUUUUAACCAGAGUGCACUGCACCAUGAUUGUUGUUUUUAUUGUAUUGCGUUACAUAGCGUUUCUACUGUAAGGACAUUUCCUAUAUGUAGUCAAUUGUGUUGCUAAUCUACUUUCUAAGUAAAGGCAAAUAAGUGAUCGCGAUUAUUGUACGGUAAAUCUGCUAUCUUGAUCACUGAGUAAAGGACAAUUGAAUAAAAGCAAUGAAAACAGUCACUUGA
Molecule: messenger RNA, 4279 nt
Organism: Stylophora pistillata
Lineage: Eukaryota; Metazoa; Cnidaria; Anthozoa; Scleractinia; Pocilloporidae
Molecular function (GO): protein binding
Source: RefSeq, a predicted model, not a curated record